Molecule: messenger RNA, 3446 nt
Organism: Nannospalax galili (Upper Galilee mountains blind mole rat)
Lineage: Eukaryota; Metazoa; Chordata; Mammalia; Rodentia; Spalacidae
Gene: Alkbh5
Product: alkB homolog 5, RNA demethylase
Exons: 4
Coding region: 717-1901 (394 amino acids)
Biological process (GO): mRNA processing; mRNA export from nucleus
Cellular component (GO): nucleus
Molecular function (GO): oxidative RNA demethylase activity
Source: RefSeq, a predicted model, not a curated record
GCGAUUGUGCGCCGGAGGCUGAUAACGCCCGCGGCCAUCCGCACGAUGCCGUGAUGCGGCAGAGAAGCGGAAUUGUCCCUGCGAGCACACCCCGGUUGUGGGGAGCCCUGCAGCCUCGGAGGCGCGUGGCGUGAAGGCAGGUUACGGUUUGAGAGCUAUUCUCUCGAAGCCCCUCACGGGUGGGGGAGGGGCGGCCGCUGCCGAGUGGGUCCCGUGUGCGCCUGCGCUGGCUCCUCUGCCGCCCAGUCCGCACGGACGCGCAUGCCCACAGUUCGCGGGGCCCGCCGUAGUCGAGAGCAUUGCGCAUGUGCGUAGAGAAGCCCGCUAAGGAGCGGCGCUGGCGGAGGUCGGACGGGCAGGCGGUGACGUCGUGAGGAGCGCUUUAAAGUGCGGGCCGGGCCGGCGUCUGAGGGUCUGAUCCCGAGUCUGGCCGAGCCUCCGCGACCGCCUUCCGCGGCAUGAGGUGCCGCCGGCGUCCUUCCUCCUCUGGACGUGGAGAAGGUGGAGGAGGAGGAAACCCCGCUGUCGCCUGUGCUGCAUGACCCGCCGCUGCCGAGGCGCGACCCCUUCCCGGCUCUUCACCGCCCCCCGGGUCCUUGACCCACUCAUGGGGGCCCGGCCCUGAGGACCCCCGUUCCCUCCCGGGCCCCCGGGCGCGUCCCGCGAGAGCCAUGCCCGGCCGCCCCGGAGGUCCCUAGAGCUGUGUCGCGGGGGCCAUGGCGGCCGCCAGCGGCUACACGGACCUGCGUGAGAAGCUCAAGUCCAUGACGUCCCGGGACAACUACAAGGCGGGCAGCCGAGAGGCCGCUGCAGCCGCCGCCGCCGCGGUCGCCGCCGCCGCAGCCGCCGCGUCCGCCGCCGAGCCGUACCCGGUGUUGGGAACGAAACGCAAAUACCAGGAGGACUCGGACCCGGAACGCAGUGACUACGAGGAGCAGCAGUUGCAGAAGGAGGAGGAGGCGCGCAAGGUGAAGAGUGGCAUCCGGCAGAUUCGGCUCUUCAGCCAGGACGAGUGCGCCAAGAUCGAGGCCCGCAUCGACGAGGUGGUGUCCCGCGCGGAGAAGGGCCUGUACAACGAGCAUACGGUGGACCGGGCCCCGCUGCGCAACAAGUACUUCUUCGGCGAGGGCUACACGUACGGCGCCCAGCUGCAGAAGCGCGGGCCUGGCCAGGAGCGCCUCUACCCGCCGGGCGACGUGGACGAGAUCCCUGAGUGGGUGCAUCAGCUGGUGAUCCAGAAGCUGGUGGAGCACCGCGUCAUACCCGAGGGCUUUGUCAACAGCGCAGUCAUCAACGACUACCAACCCGGCGGCUGCAUCGUGUCUCACGUGGAUCCCAUCCACAUCUUCGAGCGCCCCAUUGUGUCCGUGUCGUUCUUCAGCGACUCGGCGCUGUGCUUCGGCUGCAAGUUCCAGUUCAAGCCGAUCCGGGUGUCCGAACCUGUGCUUUCCCUGCCGGUGCGCAGGGGGAGCGUGACUGUGCUCAGUGGGUAUGCUGCUGAUGAAAUCACUCACUGCAUAAGGCCUCAGGACAUCAAGGAGCGUCGGGCGGUCAUCAUUCUCAGGAAGACAAGAUUAGAUGCACCGCGGUUGGAAACAAAAUCCCUGAGCAGCUCCGGAUUGCCACCCAAUUAUGCUUCAGAACGUUUGUCAGGAAACAACAGGGACCCUGCGCUGAAACCCAAACGUUCCCACCGGAAGGCAGACCCUGAUGCUGCCCACAGGCCCCGGAUCCUGGAGAUGGACAAAGAAGAAAAUCGACGUUCAGUGCUUCUGCCCACACACCGGAGGAGGGGUAGCUUUAGCUCUGAGAACUAUUGGCGCAAGUCUUACGAAUCCUCAGAGGAUUGCCCGGAGGCAACAGGCAGCCCCGCCCGCAAGGUGAAGAUGCGGAGGCACUGAGGCCCUGUGCCCUCCUGGAACUCUGGCUAAUCUUCAUGUAGCUGUCCCAUCUUCUGUUUUGUUUGAGGGUUUUUGUUUUUGUUAUUUUGAUCCUACAUACUUUUUCCUUGCUUUGUUGCCCAUUAAGGCUGAAGAACAGAAUUGGCCCAAGACCUGGGUUCUUGUGUUCUGGGCUUUCCUCCUGGAUGGGAAGGCAAUCUUGACUUCUGUAGGGGACAGCUCACACCAGAAUAGCCAGUAGAGAUGUUGGGAACAACCAUUGUCAAGUGGAGCUGUGUCAGGCUGGGUUUAUUUAAACAUAACAAAAUGUUUUGGUUAAGGAAUUCUUGUUUUGGCUUUAAAUGUAAAUCUUUGCAGUGUUCUAAACAAAGUUCGUUCUUCUGCCAGCCCUUUCCUCCACUGGAGUUCAUGCUUGGUUGAGAUCUCUUGGAGCCUUACAGGCCCUGUGUCAGGCUGCUACCCCUACUUCUCACCGGCUAUCCAGGCCCUGGAAGCUCAUGCAAAUACCUUCUUCCCCACUAUUCAGGUCGGAUGGGUGGUUGUUCAGGGCUUAGACAGUGCCAGUCCCUGCCACCCCAAAGUUAUUGCUGAGUCCCCAGGCUUCCUGCACGCCCUCUGGCUUCUCUGCCCACCAAUUCUUGGGCUGUCAAGGGGCUAGCACAGUGGUCCUGACCUCUCUUGCCAAGAACAUGCCUCUCUGCUGAGUUGCUCCUUUCAGGCAUAUGUGUGUGAUUGUAUGGAACAGUUAGACUUGCCAUGUUGGCCAUUUGUAGGAAUUGUUUCUAGCUAGAAGAACUGGUUUGCGUCCAAGCCUAGCAUUUGGGGUAUGGGAACUUGUGUGUGGUAGGGCUUUUGUUUUCUUUUGUUUUGAGGUAUUUCCCCCUCCCUUUGGUCUCUUGGCUUUUCUCCUAUUUCUUUCCUUUCUCCUCAGUUGGUCAGCUUGGGCCUUCUUCCCCAUGUCAUCCCUCUAAGAAGGUACACCCUCUCUGUUUGCCUACAGCAUAUAUCCAAGACAAGAAGUUAAACAUCUGCAGACUGGGUUGGUACCUUCUCUGCCUUGAGCAUGGAUGCUGGAGAAGGGGCUUCAAAAAAUAAUAAAAGGAAAAUAUAAAUAAAAAGGUAAAGUCGUUGGCAGUUUCUACCCACUCAGAUCCUGGAAGGCUGCAGGGUUUUGCUGAUCUAGAGUUAUUAGGAAUGUCUUUUUGGCAGCUAGUCCAGGACCUGGGCCUGCCACAACAGAGGCCUUGCAAGCAACCAUGCCACCACCACUUCAGGGGUAUACAGAGGCCUUACCCUAAGGCCUCAAGAGGCUAUGGAAAUCUGGGGCCGUCAACUAUCAAGAAACCCCUCCCUGGGGCCAGAACUCCUUUGCUAGUCUGGAUCCCUCAAGUCAGGACUGCAUAAUUAAAGCAGUUGCAGGGUUGUUUUUUUGUUUUUGUUUUUUUACAGCUUUUUUCCCAAAAAUGAUUUGUAGUUGUGUGUGCAGCACUUUGCCCUGAUAUGUGUGUGCUCUACAAUAAAAACCAAAUCUAAUAUAUUUUGAAA